Molecule: messenger RNA, 4231 nt
Organism: Loxodonta africana (African savanna elephant)
Lineage: Eukaryota; Metazoa; Chordata; Mammalia; Proboscidea; Elephantidae
Gene: ZC3H11A
Product: zinc finger CCCH-type containing 11A
Exons: 16
Coding region: 63-2516 (817 amino acids)
Biological process (GO): poly(A)+ mRNA export from nucleus
Molecular function (GO): metal ion binding
Source: RefSeq, a predicted model, not a curated record
CGCCUUGAGGAAGCAGUGGCUUGUGUUCAGGAAGCCACUUUUAAUCCAAGGAUCUACCCAGCAUGCCUAAUCAAGGAGAAGACUGCUAUUUUUUUUUCUAUUCUACAUGUACCAAAGGUGACAGCUGCCCAUUCCGUCACUGUGAAGCUGCACUAGGAAAUGAAACAGUUUGCACAUUAUGGCAAGAAGGGCGCUGUUUUCGACAGGUGUGCAGGUUUCGGCACAUGGAGAUUGAUAAAAAACGCAGUGAGAUUCCUUGUUAUUGGGAAAACCAGCCAAUGGGAUGUCAAAAACUUAACUGUGCGUUCCAUCACAACAGAGGACGUUACGUUGAUGGCCUUUUCCUACCUCCGAGCAAAACUGUGCUACCCACUGUGCCUGAGUCCCCAGAAGAGGACGCGAAGGCCAGCCAGCUCGCAGCUCAGCAGAACAAACUGUCUGUCCAGUCUAACCCCUCCCCGCAGCUGCGGAGCGUCAUGAAGGUGGAAAGUUCAGAAAACGUUCCCAGUCCCACACAUCCACCCGUGGUCAUCAACGCUGCAGAUGACGAUGAAGAUGACGACGAUCAGUUUUCUGAGGAAGGUGAUGAAACCAGAACGCCUGCCCUGCAAGCGACUCCUGAGGCUCAUAACGGGUUGCGAGUGCCUUCUGCCCGGAAGCCCGGGGCCGGUCUGAAGCAAGGUGAAUGUUUGAAUUUUGGAAUAAAAACUCUUGAGGAAAUCAAAUCAAAGAAAAUGAAGGAAAAAUCCAAGAAGCAAGGUGAAGGUUCUUCCGGAGUUUCCAGCCUUUUACUCCAAGCCCAGCCUGUUCCAGGUCCUGAAAAAGAGAAUGUCCGGACUGUGGUGAGGACAGUAACUCUGUCCAGUAAACAAGGAGAAGAACCCUUGGUUAAAUUGAGUCUCACCGAGAGACUGGGGAAACGAAAAAUUUCAAUAGGUGGUGAAAACAGUGAUCCUCCAUUAAAGCGCAGCCUUGCACAGAGGCUAGGGAGGAAGGUUGAAGUUCCAGAAACUAACACUGACAGAACAGCAAAGAAAGUUCAAGUUUCCAAAUCUCUGAAGGAGCGAUUAGGCAUAUCCACUGAUCCAAACAGUGAGGCAGUGACAGAGAAAGUUACUAAAGUUGGCGAGAUCCACGUGAAGACACUAGAAGAAAUUCUUCUUGAAAGAGCCAGUCAAAAACGUGGAGAAUUGCAAACUAAACUCAAGAUGGAUGGACCUUCAAAAGCCGAUGACUCCACUUCAGGAACGAGAAACUCCUCCAGUAUCCGAAUCAAAACCUUUUCUGAGGUCCUGGCUGAAAAGAAACAUCGGCAACAGGAAGCAGAGAGACAAAAAAGCAAAAAGGAUGUAACUUGCAUGAAGUUAAAGGCUGAGAGUGAAAUGAAGAAGCCAGUGGUUUUGCCACCCAUAGUUGCCAGCAAAGGACUGUCAGAGGAGCCUGCAGGGAAAACAAAGCCCAUGCAGGAGGUGCACAUCAAAACGCUGGAGGAAAUCAAACAGGAGAAGGCACUGAGGGUGCAGCAGAGCUCUGAGAGCAGCACCGGCGCCCACCCCCAGCCCGAGGGCACACCAGGGGCAAGGCGGCUCCUGCGCAUCCCCAAAAGGACAGGUAUAAAAGAAGAGAAGAAACUUCAGGAAGGAUGUGAAGUUGCAUCUCAGAGCAGUGCUGCUACAGCAGAGGCUAAAGAGGCUUCCGAUGAGACCACAGGAGGUGGCAUCACUAAAAUUCAAGUCAAGAGAUGUGAGACCAUGAGAGAGAAGCACAUGCAGAAACAGCAGGAGAGGGGAGCCCCACAGAAGGAAAAAUCCGUUUUAACACCCCUUCAGGGUGAUAUAGCCUCUUGCAAUACCCAGGUGCCAGAGAAACCAGUGCUCACUACUGUACCAGGUGUCGCUCGGCACCCAACAAAGCGGCUGCCCACAAAGUCAUCCCAGAAAGUGGAAGUAGAAACCUCAGGGAUUGGGGAUUCAAUAUUGAACGUGAAAUGUGCAACACAGCCCUUGGAAAAAAGGAGUAAAGCUAAACCCAAAGUGAAUGUGAAGCCAUCUGUGGUUAAAGUUGUUUCAGCCCCCAAAUUGGCCCCAAAACGCAAGUCAGUAGAGGUCCACCCUGCCGUCGUUGCAGCCGUGAAGCCGCUCAGUAGCAGCAGCAUCCUGCAGGAGAGCCCCGCCAAGAGAGCAGCGGUGGCUGUUGUCCCGCUCCUCUCUGAAGACAAGUUAGCCACUGUGUCCGAGACAGAAAAACCUAGGGACAGUCUCGUGCUGUCUCCAACUCAGUCCUCUUCAGAUUCCUCGCCACCAGAAGUAUCUGGCCCUUCCUCAUCCCAAAUGGCUACGAAACCUCGCCGCCUCAGCUCUGCAUCAACCGGAAAGCCCCCACUGUCUGUGGAGGAUGAUUUUGAGAAACUAAUAUGGGAGAUUUCAGGAGGCAAGUUAGAAGCCGAGAUCGACCUGGAUCCUGGGAAGGAUGAAGAUGACCUUCUGCUCGAGCUCUCAGAAAUGAUUGACAGCUGAAGCUGGCAGUGAAAAACUUAAAAAAAAAAAAAAAAAACACCAAAAAACUGGACUUAGUUUCAUCUAUUACAACAUUUACCCGAGGUGAUCAUUUCAUUAGUCUAGAACUCCUCCCACAUGAGAAGUAUACCUCUGAAGUACCCGUGUGUGUCCCAGAUUCCUUUGGGUCAGAUUUUUAAAGUCACGCAUUUCAUUUUGUUCAUUUGAUGCCGUUGUUUAGCAUCUUUGAGAUACAGUUCUGUUUGUCUUUCUGUCCACAAAAAGAGACUGAGAGGAGAAUCCUGGCGAAGGGUGCAAGAGAACGAGUGACUCCUUGAGGUGUUGGUCAGUUUUGGCUUUUUUUUUCCCCCCUUUGUUGUAUUAUUUCUUUUAUGAAUUGUCUUAAUGUACUUAAUAUUACCUGAAUUUGAAAAGAAUGAAGACGGCUGCUACCAUUAAGGACCAAAUUUCAUGCUACCACUAAACAAAAAAUUACUUCGUCUAUGUUAAAUUGUCUGUCUUUUUAAAUGUAUUUAGAGAUUGAACUAAGCUUUAGAGAGGUGCUGAGUGACUCCGGAAGCCGGUGAUCUGGAUAGAACCUUGGGCCUGAUUGUGAUGCUCCUGCUGCUCUGUAAGCCUCUGAAGAGCAAUAGCUAAUUUAUUAUUACUGUAAUUUCUUCAGGCUUUAAAGUGCCUCAGGGGUGCCCUGAAACUAAUUUUCUAUUUCUGGAAUUCCCUUGAUUCUCUGUAAGAGAUGGCGACAUGAUUAGAGGAAUUCCUUUUUAGUAUGAAAGUUGUCCCUUCUUUAGUACUUGUCUCCUAUUAAAUUGUCAAAGGGACAAAAAUUGGUUAAAUUUUUUAUUUCUAUCUCUCCCAGUGAACUCCUCUUGCCCAGUAUUUAUUUGGGUCCCUGUACCUAACCGAGGGCAAAAAUGAACUCAUUUAAGCUGCCAAUAUUUAUCUCUGGACUGUAGCAGUACACUGACUUGUACUGCAGCAGGGAUAUUGAAACGCUCUGGGGGUGUAUUGAAUACCUUCCAGCUCUACAGUUUUCUUCAUUUCUGAAUCGAAUUUUCUUUUCUUGUGUUGGUCUCCUUCAUAUCACCUCAAGGGUUUAGACUUGUGAAGGAACAAGAAUGAUGGGGAUAGUAGUCUUGAAAGGAGACACACUGUACAUAAUCAGAAGGAAAAAGAAGGGACUUCCAUUUUGAUAUUUUGCUCUAGGGGGCCAGUUUUGUUUCUCAGAGGGAAAUCUGACCCACCUGUCACGCUGGCUCCUAAGGAACUGCUGUUGUAAGCGGCUCAUCAAGAGUUGAACUUCAUGUAGCCUUGUUGGGAAUAUGGAAAAGGAAGAAAGGCACAGGACUGCCCGUUCAGUCUUGGAAGCUCUGAGUGAUUCCGGCCCAGCAGCGAUGAUGUGGAGUCUGUGUGCAGACGCCUCUCCCGGGGCCUCCUCCGUGACCGAGGGUUGGGGGUAGCCCUCCGAAGCAGGGGUGGGAGGCGAGGGUUUCCCCACAGCUUGUCUACUUAUUUCAUUUUUGGAAUCACCUUACAGAUUCCAGAACCCUUUUGUAUAUAACCUUUAUUCUUUUGUUUUUUAAAAAUAACUUUGUUUCAUAUUUAAAUCCCUUGUAUUAGUCAUUGAUUCAUGUUCAGCAUUAUUUCAGCCAUUUGCCAUUACAAAAAAAGAAAUACUUAUUUGUGAUUUAAAUAAAACUGGUGUAGGAAAGUCUUGA